This is a messenger RNA of Oryctolagus cuniculus (rabbit), 682 nucleotides long. RefSeq names its product metallothionein-2D. Lineage: Eukaryota; Metazoa; Chordata; Mammalia; Lagomorpha; Leporidae. Gene Ontology annotation, molecular function: metal ion binding. The record is from RefSeq and is a predicted model, not a curated record. Gene Ontology annotation, cellular component: cytoplasm; nucleus. Gene Ontology annotation, biological process: cellular response to cadmium ion; cellular response to zinc ion; detoxification of copper ion.
UCCCGGAGCGCCCUCGGAGCACAACAGCGGGGAAGGGCGGCGGGAAACACUGGGCGUUGGGCCCGGCACGCAGUCUCACCCACGCCAGCCUGCCUCCAAGGGACCGCCCCCGCGGUGCGCGCAGAGCUGCGCUCCGGGAAUCCUGCACCCGGCCCGGAGUGCGCACAGCCGGGUCCAGGGCGGCGGGCCGUGCGCCCGGGCCGGGGCGGGUGCAAGGGCCGGGGCGGGGCCUUUGCGCCCGGGCCCUCUCUUCCGACUAUAAAGUGAGCUGGGGAUGGCUCCUAGGUACCAACGCGCCUCUCAACCGCCCAGCUAACUCUUCACCUUUCACUUCGCGUCUCCAGCUUCACCAGAGCUCGAAAUGGACCCCAACUGCUCCUGCGCCACCCGUGACUCCUGCGCCUGUGCCAGCUCCUGCAAAUGCAAAGAAUGCAAAUGCACCUCCUGCAAGAAGAGCUGCUGCUCCUGCUGCCCUGCGGGCUGCACCAAGUGUGCCCAGGGCUGCAUCUGCAAAGGGGCAUCAGACAAGUGCAGCUGCUGCGCCUGACGCCCGCAGAGCCCAGCUCCCAGAUGUAAAUAGCGCAAUGUGUACAAACCUGGAUUUUCUCCCCCAUGCAGUCCGACCCCUUUGCUCCAUUCCUUGUGUGAAAUGUGUGAAUGAUAAUAAAAGUUGUUGACUUCA